Molecule: messenger RNA, 1323 nt
Organism: Colletotrichum spaethianum
Lineage: Eukaryota; Fungi; Ascomycota; Sordariomycetes; Glomerellales; Glomerellaceae
Product: ABC transporter BEA3
Exons: 2
Coding region: 1-1323 (440 amino acids)
Biological process (GO): transmembrane transport
Cellular component (GO): membrane
Molecular function (GO): ATP hydrolysis activity; ABC-type transporter activity; ATP binding
Source: RefSeq, a predicted model, not a curated record
AUGGGUCUCUUCAGUGUCGCCGGUUCUCUGGCUGUUGCUUUUGCCUUUGGCUGGAAGCUGGCUUUGAUUGCCAUGUUCAUUACAAUGCCCAUCGGCUUGUUCUCGGCCUACUGGAGCUUCAGGUACGACCUCGAGUUUGAAAGGUUGAACGCCGCCGUCUUUGCAGACAGCUCUAAGUUCGCUGCCGAGUCUAUCGGGGCUUUCAGAACAGUUUCUGCCCUGAACUUGGAAGGUACCAUCAACAAGCGCUACGAGUCGCUUUUGAACAACCUUGUCAGUGGCGCCUUCAGGAAGGCGAAAUGGUCAUCCUUGAUUGUCGCUUUCGCCGCGAGUUCUAGCAUUGGCUGCCAGGGCUUAAUCUUCUGGUACGGUGGGAGGCUUCUCGCUAGCAGAGAGUACACCUUGCUGUCAUUUUUCGUCUGCUUCAUGGCCGUCAUCCAAGGCGCCGAGGCCGCAGGACAAGCCAUGAGCUUCGGUCCAAACGUAGCGCAAGCCAGCGGAGCGUCCAGCCGCAUCCUUGGCAUAAGAGACUCGAUGAACCGAGCUAGCGAAUCGAAGCCAGGGUCUAUUCCGGAUACCGAAGGCGGAGUCAAGAUCGAGCUACGCGAUGCCUACUUCCAGUAUCCCACCCGCAACGUCUCGGUUUUUCAAGGCAUCAACCUCACCAUCGAAAAGGGCCAGUUCGCUGCUUUGGUCGGUGCCUCGGGCUGCGGCAAGACAUCUAUCAUUUCCCUCAUUGAACGUUUCUACGACCUGCAAAAAGGUGCCAUUUUCUGUAACGACAAGAACAUCUACGAGCUUGAUCUAUACGAAUAUCGCAAGAGUCUGUCUCUCGUAGCGCAAGAACCGACUAUUUUCCAAGGUACUAUCCGCGAGAACAUCCUGCUGGGCGUUGACGACAGCACUCCCGACGAGCGUAUCUACAAAGUCUGCCGCGAUGCCUACAUCCACGACUUCAUCACUUCCUUACCCGAUGGCUACAAUACUUUUGUGGGCUCCAAGGGCGUCUCACUCUCGGGCGGCCAGAAGCAGCGCAUUGCAAUUGCGCGUGCCCUGAUUCGUGACCCCAAGGUUCUCUUACUCGAUGAGGCGACCAGCUCGCUGGACUCGGAGUCGGAGAAGCUCGUGCAGGCCGCGUUCGAACGAGCGGGCCAGGGGCGUACCAUGGUUGUCGUGGCUCACCGCCUAGCGACAGUGCAAAAUGCUGAUGUCAUCUUCGUGAUGGGUGAAGGUAAGGUUUUAGAAAAGGGAGCGCACGCCGAGUUGUUGAAGAAUAGGGGUGUUUACUGGCACAUGUGUCAAAGCCAGGCCCUCGAUCGAUAG